UAUUUGCCGUGUGAUCCGAGUCGUCCCCCCCUCGGACACGGCCUGCAGCCCCCGGCCCCCAGCCUGUCCCUGGCGCUCCUGGGACUCCUAGAGCUCAGCGCAGACCCAGAGCUGGUUUGUUUUUCCACCCCAGCCCCCAGCAACUUCUGAUCUCCUGUCUCCAGGGAACAGCGAUGGGGGACCCCAUGGCAGAACUUGCAUGCCCUGAACCCCCCGAUGGGGGGUGGGGCUGGAUGGUGGUGCUAGCCGGCUUCCUCCAGUCAGCGCUGGUUUUCGGGGUGAUCCGCUCCUUCGGCGUCUUCUUCAUGGAGUUUGUGGGGUACUUCGGGGAGCUGGCGGGGCGCGUCUCAUGGGUGACCUCCAUCGGGAUCAGCGUGCAGCAGCUGGGGGGUCCGGUGGGCAGCGCCCUCAGCACCCAGUAUGGCGCCCGCCCCGUGGUGAUGGCCGGGGGCGUCCUCUCGGGGCUGGGCAUGUUCCUGGCGUCCUUCGCCACCAGCCUGACCCACCUGUACCUGAGCAUCGGGCUGCUCUCAGGACUGGGCUGGGCCUUGGUCUUCACCCCUUCCGUGGCUUCUGUGGCCCGGUACUUCAGCAAGCGCCGGGCCUUCGCCACGGGCCUGGCUGUCUCGGGGGCAGGCCUGGCCUCCUUCGCCUUCUCCCCACUCUUCCAGCUGCUGGUGGACACCUACGCCUGGCGGGGGGCCCUCCUGGUGGUGGCUGGCAUCUCCUUCAACCUGGUGGCCGCCGGGGCCCUGCUGCGGCCGUUGGAGCUGGAGGGCAACAAGGCAUCCGUGCAGGAGGCAGGGUGGCUGCAGCUGCCGGCCUUCUCCUCCUUCUGCUGGCCACGCCUGGCCUGCCACAGGCCCUUCCUCCUGUUCUCUGCGGCCUUCAUCUUGGUGGAUGCCGGCUACUACGUGCCCUAUGUCCACCUGGUGCCCCACGCCCGGGAGCUGGGCUUCGACGAAUACCGAGCCGCCUUCCUCCUGUCCUCGGCCGCCGUGGCCGACCUGUGCGGCCGUGUGGUGGGCGGCUGGCUGGCCGACCGCUUCGCCAUCCGUCUGGUCCACAGCCUGACCCUCUGGACUGUCCUGACGGGCCUCUCCAUGAUGCUGGUGCCCCUGGGGCAGAGCUACUCCCUCCUGAUGGGCCUCUGCAUCUGCUACGGCUUCUUCGCCGGCGCCCUGGUGCCCCUCCAGUUCUCCGGCCUGGCGGAGAUCGUGGGAACGGGGCACAUCAUGGAGGGGAUUGGGCUCAUGCAAAUGCUGGAAAGUGCUGGCUCCCUCGUGGGGGCCCCUCUGUCCGGUUGGCUGCGGGACAUGACUGGGGACUACACAGCCUCUUUCAUUGUAGCAGGGGCUUUCCUCCUCGCUGGAAGUUUGCUCCUUUUUGCCCUGCCAAAUUAUUUCUCCUGCCCCAUGGACUCAACAACUGAGGAGGAGACCAGGGGAGACCCCUGAGACUUUAGCUCCUGGGGGGUUGUCCCAGAGAGCCAGAUCAGAAGUGAGAGGUCAGCAGGAGGCAGAGCAGCGAGUACUGUAUACAGAGCCAGCCGAUAGGUGUCUGCUUCUUCGCUGACCAUCGUAAGACGGUUGGAGGAUGCAUAAGAGAUAGAAGGAGGAAGCUACCCAGUCCAGAUUCACUCCUCUUUGCAAACUGGUGUCCAAAGCAUCCUAGAUCUUUCAGGCUAGAAAGGACCCCAAUGGUCCCCUAGUCUGACCUUCUGCAUGGCACAGAGAACUCCAGCCAUUCCUGCCUACAGCCCAUAUCUGAUGGUCGAGCUAGCAGUCUUGAUUUAAAAGGACACGUGUGAUGGAGAAGACGCCACCACUCCAGGGGAAAUUGGCCCCCCUGGUUAAUCGCCCUCCCCAUGAAAAAUUUGCGCUUGAUUGGCCGAGCUAGUGAAGGUCGUCCCCUCCCUUUGACCGCGUUUCUCUGUCUGUCUGUGCGUAACACAGUCGCAACCGGCCGCCCCGGCCGAUCGGUUCCAAACUUUCAGGGCACGGUCGAGGCAUUGAUAGCUAGAACCCUGUUGAUUUAGGGGGAGAUUGGAAAACAAACUAAGUGGGGAGAGGGACACACGGCGACUCUGCCAGACCCUCUGUGGUGAGGGUCUCUAGCUCAAAAGUUGAUGGCAGAAAUGUGAUGCCUUGACUAGCUCAGCUUCCUUCCCCUGGAGUUGCACACCCUGAAUGGCUUUCGUGACGCGUGUCCCCCGCAGAACUGGCCACAGCCUUCCAGGGAGGCUGGAGAGAGGGGGGAGCCAGCUCCGUGUCAGCCAAGAUCCACAGAUAUUUAUACAAGGACCCCUCGCCCGGUGCUGAGAUAUGGCCACCUCUGGGACGGGGCGACUGGUUAUCCAGGGAUCCCUCACCUGGUACUGGUUCUACCUGGUGCUGUCUUGCCCCAGCAGUGGCUGCAUCUCAGCACUAGGUGAAGGGCCCCUGUAUAACCAGCCGCCCCACCCCAGAGGUGGCCGCAUCUCAGUGCUGGGUGAGGGAUCCCUGUGUAACCAGCCGCCCUGCUCCAGAGGUGGCCGCAUCUCAGUGCUGGGUGAGGGAUCCUUUUCUGCGGAAAAGGACCUAGGGGUGACAGUGGACGAGAAGCUGGAUAUGAGUCAGCAGUGUGCCCUUGUUGCCAAGAAGGCCAAUGGCAUUUUGGGACGUAUAAGUAGGGGCAUAGCGAGCAGAUCGAGGGACGUGAUCGUUCCCCUCUAUUCGACAUUGGUGAGGCCUCAUCUGGAGUACUGUGUCCAGUUUUGGGCCCCACACUUCAAGAAGGAUGUGGAUAAAUUGGAGAGAGUCCAGCGAAGGGCAACAAAAAUGAUUAGGGGUCUGGAACACAUGACUUAUGAGGAGAGGCUGAGGGAACUGGGAUUGUUUAGCCUGCAGAAGAGAAGAAUGAGGGGGGAUUUGAUAGCUGCU
Molecule: messenger RNA, 2921 nt
Organism: Caretta caretta (loggerhead turtle)
Lineage: Eukaryota; Metazoa; Chordata; Testudines; Cheloniidae
Product: monocarboxylate transporter 13-like
Biological process (GO): monocarboxylic acid transport; transmembrane transport
Molecular function (GO): monocarboxylic acid transmembrane transporter activity
Source: RefSeq, a predicted model, not a curated record